CCGAAGUCAAUAACAGCGGCAGAAAUCAGAAAAUUCGCUAUGUUUCGCCGCGUCGUUGUCCUGGCGCUUUGCAUUUUCCUCCUCGCUGCUGUUUCGACCAAGGAUGCGAAGAAUUCGAAGGAGUGCUCUAAGAAUGAAGUGUGGUCGUGGUGCGGAAGAAGGUGCGAGCCGACUUGCAAAGUUCCAAUACCCACUGAGGAAACCUGUCCCGAGCUUACAUGCAGUCCUCUAAAGGCAGCCUGCAGAUGCAAAGAGGGUUACGUGAGGAACGAGCAGAAAGCCUGUAUUCAGCUCACUAAAUGUAAAAAGUGAAGAUUAACAGUCACUAAUUCAGUUUCUAGAAGAAAUUGCAGCCAUGAAUCACAAGAAAUCCAAAAUGAAAUAGAUUCCUUAAAAAAAAAAGAUGCAUCAUUUAGUACGCCUUAACGUAGAAUCUAAGAAGACAUUAUUAUCCUCAUUCAGAUUUGAAUUGGAGAUAACUGUAAGGCGGGUUCUUAAGAAAUAAAUGUGAUCUAGUGGCAAAACCAAUUACUUUCUACUGCAACUGACUUCUAUCCCUUAUAUAUCAAGCGUCCGAAGCAAUAUACUUCAACUAAUCGCGACACAAAAUGCGAUACGCUUCGCACGGGGUCACAGGAAACGAGUUCUACUACAAACUCGUGCACAGAUACCAAUCAGCAUUCUACAAAACCGGACUUCAUUCUCACCGCAGCAACUUCCACGAAGAGAAUUCUAAAUGAAAGCUCGAGAGCGUGACUCCCACACACGGGAGAGCAACUCGAAUCCACGCUUCUUCCGGCGGGCGUUGAAUCGUUCGGCGAAUUUCAAAAUGGGGUCAGCGCGCAACAAUACCUCGAUAAAAGGAAGUCGAUUUCGCUGGUUCAGACAGCUUCUUCGAUCGGAGCGACACAAGACGAUCCGAAUCUCUCAUCGAUCUUUGUAUAC
Molecule: messenger RNA, 945 nt
Organism: Nomia melanderi (Alkali bee)
Lineage: Eukaryota; Metazoa; Arthropoda; Insecta; Hymenoptera; Halictidae
Product: chymotrypsin inhibitor-like
Source: RefSeq, a predicted model, not a curated record